CUCAUGUCAUCGAUAAGAAAUCUUCACAAUUUGAAUAACCGUAAGAGGAUAGAACACGUGUCGGAAAAUGACAUAUCAGAGACCGAAGUGGCGUUCGAAAUCGGCAGAAGAAUCGUAAAGUACUGCUUGUCCAGCCAAAGAAUUGUAGGAGUUUCUUCGGGAUGGAUGGUGGGACUAUUGACUAUGAAGAUCGGUAGAGUUGCGCUGCUAGCGGCCGGUGGGGCUUUAUUGCUAAUUCAGUUGGGCUACGACGCUAACUACAUAAACAUAAAUUGGGAUAAAAUAUACGAGAACGAGCAACGAGUAAACGAUUCGAACGAGAUGGAUACCGGAGCAUCGGAGAGCGUUGUACCUUUAAUCUGCAAGUUGAUAAUAUUUUUUAAAACAAAUGUGCCGUUCUCGGUAUCAUUUUUGGGCGGAUUUUUAAUUGGAUUGGCCACAAAAUAAUG
Molecule: messenger RNA, 449 nt
Organism: Cylas formicarius (sweet potato weevil)
Lineage: Eukaryota; Metazoa; Arthropoda; Insecta; Coleoptera; Brentidae
Product: FUN14 domain-containing protein 1B-like
Exons: 1
Coding region: 4-447 (147 amino acids)
Biological process (GO): autophagy of mitochondrion
Cellular component (GO): mitochondrial outer membrane
Source: RefSeq, a predicted model, not a curated record